AUGAGUAUUGUCAAUGAGCAAUUAAUUAAUCAUGAAAAAGGAACAGAUAUUCGUAAAUCAGCAGAGGAAAUGGAUGAACAGCGUCAUAAGACAGUUGCUUAUGAAUAUCUCUGUCAUUUAGAAGAAGCUAAAAAAUGGAUGGAAGCUUGUCUUAGAGAAACACUUCCAUCAACAACUGAACUAGAAGAAAAUUUAAGAAAUGGAGUAUAUUUAGCUAAACUUGCUCAUUUUAUGGCACCUGAAUCUUUGCCUAUUCACAAAAUAUAUGAUCCUGAACAAAAACGUUAUACAGCAAUUGGUUUACAAUUUAGACAUACAGAUAAUAUUAAUUAUUUUCUAAAAGCCUUAAAAUCUAUGCAAUUACCAUUAACUUUUCAACCAGAAACAACAGAUAUUUAUGAUAAAAAAAAUAUGCCUCGUGUAAUAUAUUGUAUUCAUGCUCUGAGUACUCAUUUAUUUAAGCUGGGUAAAGCUCCACAAAUUCAAGAUUUAUAUGGAAAAGUGAAUUUUACUGAGGAAGAAAUAAAUAUAGUCAGUAAAGAAUUAAAAAAAUAUGGAAUACAAAUGCCUUCAUUUCAAAAAAUUGGUGGUUUAUUAACAAAUAGCAUGGAGAUUGAUGCAGUAACACUUCAUGCUGCAAUAAUAGCUAUUAAUCAAGCUAUUAUAGAAAAGAAUAAUGAUAAAAUAUUGACUACACUUCAAAAUAAAGUAGUACAAUUAAAAAAUAUUAUGUCAUGUUAUAUUAAGAAAUAUAGUGAUACUUUAUUUGAAGCAAAGGAAUCUAAAAUACAAGCUGCUCUUAAUAGAUCUCUUAAUGAUAGUUAUGUACCAGAUAUAUAUGAUGAAUUGUUGACUCAGGUAGAAAUUCAGGGUCAUAUUAAUUACGUUAAUAUUCAUUGUGCCAUGGAAGAUAUAAUUCAAUCUAUUCAUUCUAAAAAUAAUGAUUUUAUGGAUAAAUUAAAAAUAUCUACAUUGUGUUUAAAAAAUAUUAUUGAUGAGAAUGCACAAUUAUAUAAAGAACAAUUAAUGCAAUUAUUAGAAAGUUCUGAAUGGAACAAUAUAUAUUCAGAGAGUAAUCAGCAUCAUUGGAAACAACUACUUCAAAAGAAAAUUGAUGAAGUAAAUAAAAUGGCAUUUAAAUCUCAAAAACGAGAUGAAAGUAUAAAGUUUUUAAAUUUAACAUUACAAAAUAACACACGAAAUGAUUUCUCUAAAGCUUUAAAAAAUCCAGAUCUAGGAUUAAUGGACAAAAUUGAUGAUUUUGCAAUACCAUUAUAUUAUGAAGAAAUGAGAGCUGAUUGCAUUGAAUCUCAGAAUAUUCUUUCAUAUAAUGAUAUUAAGGUCAGUAUUCGAGUUUUAUCAUCGAUUGCAAAAAUUACUAAAGCUAUAGACACGGGUAAUCCAGAUUUAGUUUACCAAGCAUUAACAAAUCCAGAUUGUCAUUUUUCUGAAAUAGAUCAAGAAAAUAAGGUAAAAUAUUAUAGAAUAUUAGUAACAGCUCGAUGUAAAAAGCAAAAUGAAGAAUGUCCUGUAUUAACAUAUAUUGAUAUUCAAGAUUGCAUUGAUAUUGUCAACCAACAAUGUCAAAAUGAUGAUCAAGUAAUACAAGUGUUACGUCAAUUAAACUUAAGUAUUGUAGAAAAUGAUCGAAAUAAUGUCAUAGCUGCUUUAAAAGAUAGUGCAUUAAAAUUACAAAAAGAUACUUCAGCUACUUUGCCAAAAGAUGCAUCUCUUUAUUUGAAAUUAUUUAAAAAAUGUCUUAAAGAAAAACAUUCUGAUGGUUCUGAAUUAUGGCUGGAAGAUGUAGAAAAUAUAACAAGAAUUGUUGUCUCAGAAUCUGAAAAUGUUCAAAAUGUUUGCACAUUUUUAUCACAAGUUAAUUUAGGAUUAAAACAAAAUAAUAUGUUAUUCACAAUCGAUUGUAUUCGAGCAUUUGGUUUUACAAUACCAGAAAAAUACAAAACAGAAUGUUUUAAAAGUUUAUACAAUUUAAAAAAUACUAAGGAAAAAAAUUAUAAUUGUGCAUUUGUUUAUUAUAUUACUCCUAAUAAUAAUGAAUCAUAUCUAGAUUUGCAGAAGUACAAUUACACCUGGGACUGUCCCAAAAAUAUGUCUGAAACAUUUUAUAUUAAUAUGGAAGAUAUAAAAGAAAUAAUAAAAAAUACUAUAAUAAGAGAACAUGAAGAGCAUAAAAUAAGUAAAAAGAUAAUUCGAUUUCAAGCUUAUAUUCGUGGAUAUUUAUUAAGAAAAAAAAUUUCUGAUAGAUUUACAUAUUUUUACGAUAAUAUAGAUAAAAUUAUUAAAAUACAAGCUUGGUGGAGAAGUAUAAUACAACAAAAACGAUAUAUGAAAUUAUUAGAAGAGAAAAGAAAAUUUAAUGAAAAAGAAUUUCAAAAUACAUAUUUGGAAGUGAAAGCUAAAUAUAUAAAUGUAUUGGAUUAUUAUAAAGAACAAGAAGAAAAAAUUAUAAAAAUACAGGCCAUGUGGCGUGGUCGUGCUGAAAGACGCGCUUUCCAUUCAUUAUUAUAUAUGGAAAAACCACCAUUUCCUGUUGUUCGUCAUUUUUCCGCGAUUCUAAAUUUUAAUGCGGAAGAUUAUGACAAAGAUUUACAGUUACAACAUUUAAAACACGAAGUUGUACAAAGUAUACGACAUAAUCAGAUAUUAUCACAACAAUUAGAUAGUAUGGAUAUAAAAAUUGGCUUACUUAUACAAAAUAGAAUUACGUUGCAAGAUGUUGUAGCUCAUGGAAAAAGCUUAGAAACACUUGCAAAGCAAAAACAUUCCAAUAGGGAGCAACGAAGUUCUUUAUCAGAUGGUAUUAAUUCACAUAAAGGUUUAAAAUCAUUAACUAAAGAAGGUCGAAAAAUGUUGGAAGGUUAUCAACAUUUAUUUUAUGCUUUACAAACUAAUCCAACAUACUUAUCAAAACUUUUGUUUCUUUUACCUCAAAGUAAAACAAAUAAAUUUCUUCAAAAUGUAAUUUUAACAUUAUUUAAUUUCGGAUCAAAUAUUAGAGAAGAAUAUUUAUUGUUAAAAUUAUUUGGGAGUGCAUUAAAAGAAGAAAUCAGGUGUAAGUUUCAAAAACCAUCUGAAGUUGUUACCGGAAAUCCUCUUGUUUUAAAAAUGGUAGUGAAUUAUGCGCGGCAAUUAAAUGGUCAAAGAGCUUUAAGACAAAUUGUUGGACCAAUUAUUGAAAAAAUUUUAGCUGAUAGAACAUUAAAUAUAGAAACAAAUCCUAUUGAUAUUUAUAAAUGUUGGCGAAAUCAAUUAGAAAUGGAAACAGGAGAAACAUUAAAUUUGCCUUAUACGGUAACACAAGAACAAGCUUUAAAUUAUGAACAAGUACGAAUUAGACUAAAUAAGGGAAUACAAUUAUUGCAAAGUACUGUUUUAGAAUUUUUAACUAAAAUAACUGAAUCAAGAGAUUUAAUACCAUAUGGAAUGUUAUAUAUGGCUAAAAUUUUAAAUGAUUCUUUAACUGAAAAAUUCCCAAAUGCCCCAGAAAAAGAUAUUUUAAAAGUAGUGGGAAAUUUGAUUUAUUAUCAUUUCAUAAAUGCAGCUAUUGUAGCUCCAGAUGCUUUUGAUAUAAUUACAUUACCUAUUGAUAGAUCAUUAUCAAAUGAUCAACGAAGAAAUUUAGCUAGUAUUGCAAAAAUUUUACAAUUUGCUGCUUCUAAAAAAGGAUUUGGUGAAGAGGCUACACAUUUAGUCUGUUUAAAUCCAUUUAUAAUUGAAUGUCAUGAAAAAUUUAAAAGUUUUUUUCGUUACUGUUGUCAAAUUGAAGAUUUAGAAGAACAUUUUUGUAUUCACGAAUAUACAGAAGCCACACUCAUUCAAAAACCUGAAAUUUAUAUUUCACUACAAGAAAUUUGUGAUACUCAUUGCCUCAUGUUAGAAUAUCAAGAUCAAAUAGCACCAGAUCCAUUAGAUUCCUUGCAUGAUUUAUUGGAUGAUUUAGGUCCUGCACCAACUGUUGCUUCUUUACUUGGGAUCUCUGAUAGUAUAUGCGAGACAAAUUUAAUGCGCUUUGGGAAAACAGAAGUAUGUCUCGUACUUACUAAUAAAUUUCAAAUACCAGAAGAUGAAGAUGUUAGUCUAAACAAACUUUUUAUAAAAACGAAAGAAUUAUUAGUUUCUGUACUACAAUUUUUGAAAGGUCAAACAUUAGUUGAAGCUUUAGAAACUAUAUGUUCUCCUAUACAAGAAAAAUUAUAUGAUGUAAAGUGCUCCAGUUUAUCACCUACUUUAAAUAUCAUUCAUAAAAGUUCGUCCUUAAAUGAUUGUAAACUUCAGUUACGAGCGUAUCUUAAUAAACUUGAACUUGGCGGAUGGGUCAGUCAAAUAGAUGGAUAUCAAAAUAUUAUAACUGCAGUGGCCAAAGAUCUUUGUAACAAAGGAAAAUAUCGAAUAAUACGAAAUAAAGAAUUACAGACAUUACGUACAACUAAACAAAGAUUAGAAGAAAAAUGUAAAUAUUAUCAAGAACAAGUAGAAUAUUAUAAUGAAUAUAUACAACGUUGUUUGGAAAAUUUACACACCGGAAAAGGAUCAUUACAAGCAUUUAAAGCUAUUCAAAAAAAUAAUCAUGUUAAAUUAAGAUCUAAAAUGACAUUAAAAUAUUCUGCAUCCAAAUUACAAGAAAAAGGAGUAUUAUUAGAAGUUGAUGGACUUCCCCAAUCACAAUUUAAAAAUGUAAUUUUCGAAAUAAGUCCAACAGAACAUACCGGUCUUUUUAGCGUACGUUGCAAAUUUAUGGGAGUAGAAAUGGAAAAAGUUGAUAUCGAUAUACAAAAGUUACUUGAAUUACAAUUCGAAGGUGCACCAAUUAUGGAUAUGUUUGGAAAAGCAAAAAUUAAUGUAAAUUUAUUGUUAUAUUUAUUAAAUCGAAAAUUUUAUGGUAAAACUUAAAGAAACAAAUUAAAUUAUGUAAAUUUAUAAAUAUGACAACUAUGCAUUAUGUUCUUAUGAGAUUUUAAACGAAGAUAUGUUAAAUCUUAAAUUUUGUAUAGUUUAUAGAAAUUUUAGAUUUACAAAAUUUAUAGAAAGAGAGAGAGAGAGA
Apis laboriosa (Himalayan honeybee) is the source of this 5062-nucleotide messenger RNA. RefSeq names its product ras GTPase-activating-like protein IQGAP1. Gene Ontology annotation, molecular function: GTPase activator activity; actin filament binding; calmodulin binding. Gene Ontology annotation, cellular component: cytoplasm. Bases 1 to 4911 code for a protein of 1636 amino acids. The record is from RefSeq and is a predicted model, not a curated record. The transcript has 26 exons. Gene Ontology annotation, biological process: regulation of GTPase activity; regulation of actin cytoskeleton organization. Lineage: Eukaryota; Metazoa; Arthropoda; Insecta; Hymenoptera; Apidae.